Messenger RNA from Hypoxylon fragiforme, 940 nucleotides. RefSeq lists its product as uncharacterized. Lineage: Eukaryota; Fungi; Ascomycota; Sordariomycetes; Xylariales; Hypoxylaceae. The transcript is spliced from 2 exons. The record is from RefSeq and is a predicted model, not a curated record. The coding region runs from base 26 to 820 and encodes 264 amino acids.
AGAGGGGAGUUUGGAAGAGGUAUACAUGCCUAUAAUACUUUCUCCUCGAAGCGCAAUACACAUACAUCUAGGUUACAGAUAUAUACUAACAGCAUAUCUACUCACUCAUCGCCAGCUCCUUAAUUCCCUCCGUGUUCAACCCACCGGUGGUUCCUCUACUUCUACUCUCCGCCCACACAUCCCCAUCCCGGCCCUCGCUAGCAUUGCAGCCCGCCACCACAAGCUAAACCAGUCCGCCCCGCCGCCGCUUCUUUCCCUCAGCGGGCGCUACCUGCCGCUGCUGUACCACCUGAUCUCCGUCCUCAUCGCCGAGCCGCAUAAUUAUACAGUCGUGGUGGUAGAUGCCGAGAACCGUUUCGAUCUUACUCGUCUCGUUUCUUCUUCUACUACUAAUGUAACUAAGAUUACAGAUACUAGUGGCAGUGACAGCAGUAGUUAUCCCGCCCGGGUAUCUGAUCUAAGGCAUGUCCACGUCUACCGACCAGCGCGGGGCCAGGAACAAGUAAGGGCGGCGGUAGCUGCAGCGGAGCAGUGGAUGGUGUACGGGGCGCACGGGAGCCGGGCGCGGAAAUGGUGGGGCACGGUGGUGAUCGGUGGUGGGAGCGGAACGGGCCCUCACGCGAGCAGUGCAACUAAGGGCGACGUGAACGCGGGGUGGAAGGGCUGGCUCCGGGUGGAACGUGAGGAGGUUCCUGGGUUUCCCGCGGGGAUUAGUGUGGAAGAAGCAUUGCGCGAUAGGGAACAGAGAAGGCGGGCUGUCGAAGCGGCGGGGUGGGUGGCGGGGUCAGGGGUUGGACGGUAUACGUGGAAAGAUGGAUGAUGUCUACAUAGUUAUGUGGCUCGUAUUUGAAUGGUGGUUUUGCAUGAAUCACUUCCCACCUAACCUAGACACCUGAUAUCUAUCAUAAGAUCAUGAUCUUGAAGUCGAUACAUUAAUGCU